This is a messenger RNA of Histoplasma capsulatum G186AR, 387 nucleotides long. RefSeq lists its product as uncharacterized. Bases 1 to 387 code for a protein of 128 amino acids. The record is from RefSeq and is a predicted model, not a curated record. The transcript is spliced from 4 exons. Lineage: Eukaryota; Fungi; Ascomycota; Eurotiomycetes; Onygenales; Ajellomycetaceae.
AUGGCUCAGAUUUGUGUCGCCCAUGCUGGACAUUGGGUGGUGAAGAGCCAGCGGAAGCCGGCUGAGGACGUUGUAAGUAGAAAACAAAGCUCAGACGAUCUGGGUGCUAGUGGCAAAAUCAGAAGAGGGUCUAUGAUGCCCACUCAAGAGGUCUACUCUAGAGGAUCCCACUUGUUGCUUGAGAGGCAGGGAUAUGACGCCAACUCUCGGAGAAGCCAAGCCAGAGGAAGCGUUUAUUCCAGUCAAUCGAGCAAUCUAGAGCUUUCUGAUAUGGGGAGAAGAUUGCUCUCUGCUGCAGCACUGAGCGGGAAUAUGCUUAAACGAGGGGUUAUCAAGCAAGAGCACAAAAAGCGACGGGGUCUCAACCAGCAUGAAAGGAUGGGCUGA